Anas platyrhynchos (mallard) is the source of this 5311-nucleotide messenger RNA. Its product is annotated as 3 beta-hydroxysteroid dehydrogenase type 7. The record is from RefSeq and is a predicted model, not a curated record. NCBI's taxonomy places the organism in Eukaryota, Metazoa, Chordata, Aves, Anseriformes, Anatidae. Gene Ontology annotation, biological process: steroid biosynthetic process. Gene Ontology annotation, molecular function: oxidoreductase activity, acting on the CH-OH group of donors, NAD or NADP as acceptor.
ACUUCAGACUUCGUUCAGAAAACACACAGGGAUCAACAGCGCACGAUAGGAUCUUGGCCGCAAUCUUCUCUGUACUCCUCAACCACAAAAAUGUCUUCAGAAACGGAUAGAGCCCAGGUCUACCUGGUGACAGGAGGAUGUGGUUUUAUUGGUGAAAAGAUUGUAGAGCUCCUGUCUCAACAAGACUACAUCAAAGAGGUCAGAGUUUUUGAUUCAGGAGCAAGAGAAGAAGAAAAAUUCAUCCCAGCUACCACUCAUGUGACAGUGAUGAAAGGAGACAUUCGAGACUACAAUCUGCUCCUUGCUGCCAUGCGGGGUGUUCACGUGGUUAUUCACACAGCUGCUAUUGUGGACUACAGAAACACUGUGCCCUUCUGGGAAAUGAAAGCUGUCAACGUUGGGGGUACUGAAAACGUGUUAAGGGCCUGCUGUGUCCUGAACAUCCCAUAUGUUGUCUACACAAGCUCCAUCGCUGCGGUGGGACCUAACACCUUGUGUGAGCCCAUGUGCAGAGGAAACGAGGACACCAAAUACAGCGGGGAAGUGGAGCUUCCUUACGGGAAGACGAAGGCCAUGGCAGAAAAACUUGUAUUUGAAGCCAAUGGAAAAAAGCUGAGCAAUGGUGGCAAACUCACAACCUGCAUCAUCCGUGCGAACACAGUAUAUGGGGAGAAGGCAACAUUUCUGCGAGACCUGUAUUUGUUUGCCAAAGCCAGGAAUGAUGUGUUGAACUACCUGGAGCCUGAAAACACCGAGCGCAAUUCCACGUAUGUGGGGAAUGUUGCAUGGAUGCAUGUUCUUGCAGCAAGGCACCUGCAGCUGAGACCAGACUUACUCGCCGGUCAAGUGUAUUAUUGCUAUGAUGACACUCCAAGAAAAGGUUUUCUGGUCAGGCAUCAGAUCCUGUCUUCUAUGGACCCCUCAAUAAGGCUGGGCUCGCACAUCCCUUACUGGAAGAUGUGGUUGAUAAUACACCUGCACAGGAUAAUCAAGGUCCUCUUGUACCCUUUCUGGAAGCCGCAGCCGUUCCUAAACUUGCCUUUACUGAACACAAUAGUCACCACCUUCUCCUAUGAGACGGACAAAGCCUUCAGGCACUUUGGGUACAAACCCCUCUUCACCUGGCAGGAGAGCAAGCAGAGAACGGCGCAGUGGCUGAAAGCAGCUGCAGGGAACCUAUCCUGUCCCCCAUCUUCACGAGAAGGAGAAUUAAAGCAGCACAUUUGGGUAAAGAGAGAGCGAGCUCAUUGCUGAACUUCACAACACGCUGUGGUCUCAGGCAGCUGGUGGGAUGGCUGUAACCGACUCACACACUCAAGGGGUCUUCCCUGAUAGUUUCUGGAAGAGCAAGGAAACCCAGCAAGUUCUUGCUCUGUUUUAGGGCUUGAUGGAAAAGAGGUAGCUCUGGAAAGAGAAAAAUGCUACCUCUUUUUAAGAUUAUUCCUGUUAUUAUUAACAUAUGAAUGAUUAUAUCUGUUUUGAAAUGUUAUUCCUAUAAAAUAAGCCUGCAGUCUCUUGUACUGACAAUGAAUAGCCUACCUUACAUCCUAACCAUGUGCCUGGACAUCUGACCAAGCUUAGAGGUGGUUACACAUAGGUUGUAACUCAAAUUCUCCUACCUUGUAGCACUGUAGCAGCAAAACAAGUUAAAGGCCGUGUUCAGCUGCUGCACAGAAGGCAGACAGCAACUUGGGUGAAAGCCUCAGGGGCUGCAUUUAUGCUAAAUAACGCCUGAACUUUGGGCAGAAGAGUGCAUCUGAACUCAUUCUGUGGCACUGGAGCUACAGUCUGUGGGGGAACAAUAUUUCAGAGAUAUUUUCUUAGCACAGAUGGGGUGGGCACUUACAGAGGAUUCACAACAAAAGCAAAGCCUGCGGUCGGAUCAGUUUGCCAGUUCCUCUACCUGUAAGGCAUGCAGAGGGGCUGACAGACCUACAUUAAGCACAACAGAUUUCAGUUUUCACCUGAGCUUGGAGGAAUGGGCUAUUUUUACAAUACUGGUUAAAAUUUAAAAUUAGUUUUGUUGUUUUGAGAAUGUUUGAAGUAUUCCUGUAGUCUGUGAACAUGUAACCACCUCCUGAGUUUUCCUACAGUUACAAUGUACAUAUGCACAAAUAAAAGCUUAUUUUAAUUACUUCCCUAAUCCUCCUGGAAAAAGCAAGUUUCAGCAUGAUAUCUUUGAUAGAAAUGAUCAAGAUUUGCUUCUUGUUAGUCAUAGCAAUUACUCAGGAAGGAAAGCGAAGCGAUACCGUGUGAGCUGCCAAGUUAACUUCACCGAAAUUCAUACUCACAAGAGAAUUCUUGGGAAAAUGAGCUCACAGAUCUCAAAUCAUUUGCUCAGGUAAUUCAUGAAUAAUUUCAAAUGACAAAUAAAUUUAGGGCAAACAAUCUGUUCAUAGAGAAUGUGGGAAGCUGAACUGUGUAAGUUACCAGCUCCCUACUUUUUUACUCAAUCCUUUGCGCUGGGAAGUUUUUCAGAAAGGGAGUAACAAGAUUGCUGGGUUUUCUAUUUCAUUAACAAUUAGCUGGGCAGCUUCCUGCUAUAAUUUAAAUGGUAAAUGACAGCUUGCUAAGAAUUUGACAAAGAAAUAUAUACCCAAUUUCUCAUGUGUGUUGCCAGAGCAUCGCUGCAGUAUGACAACGUCGACUGCAACAGGUUUUGAUGCUUCUGAAGCCUUGUUUUUAUCUUGCCAAAAAAGAGCCACUGGGUGGAGCUGCAAGUCUGUGAGACAGGUACCUUCGCCGUGUGAUUUCGAGUGUUGCAACAGCUUUGGCUUGAGCUAUUUUAAAAAAGAAUCCGAAGACCUACCCAGAAAGCAAGGCUGACGGAUGGGCUGGGGGUACCUGAUCAUCCAGGUUUGUCCUCAGUUUGUGGCAUUUGGAGUUUUGGACUUCCCUCUGCUGCCUGGAUGCAUUCAUCUUUUUAUCCUCGUAUAGGUGUAUCAUCAAAGAGACCAAGAAAAUUAUUUUUCCACUGGUAACUCAGAAAAGAAUAAAAGUUUGCUUUUUAUUACAAAAUAUAAUGAAAUAUGGUACUCUGACCUUCGAGAAAACUUGGCUAAGUACAAGAGCUGAUGCUGUCAGUCCCAUUUGGAGCCAUUGCUUUAUUCCUUUGUGGGCUCUGGAGUUACUGAAGGUACUGAGUGGUGUAACUGCCAAGCCCCAAUACUACCCUAGAGACCAAUGUAUGCUCGCCUCCUUUCAGAAACCUCUCUGGGAACCUUAUCAUGCUUUUCUUCCUAUCCUGCUCAUCAUCACCUAUGAUUUUGAUGCUUAGCAGGAUACAGAUGACACACAGGAUAAGGAACAGGCAUUUUUAAAGGUAGUUAAUGGCAGCAUUUUUCAAAAGGACUUGAAUAAUUUACCUACUUAGCUUUUUUUUACACCUACCCACCUCCCAAGCUUUGACAAAAGCAAGCAGAGGAUUCCCUUUCCCUGCACAUAGUAGAAGUGGGGGAAAAAGUUAGACAGCAAAGCCUCUGUACUGUUUUCCAAAAAGAUGAGUAAGCUUCCUUUGGCUGCACUGCAGUUUGGCUCCUCCAAGCUAAUGCUGCUGCAGACUUCCUGUUAGAUCCUUGAUUUUAUCAGAUUAUAACUUGUUUUCUCCUGGCAGUGCUUUAAUUCUUUCUACUGCACUGGGUUGUCAUUGGCUUUUCUUUUCAGGGUCCCAGCCCUAUUAUGUAACAGCAGCAGAAGUAGGAAAAAAAAAUAAAAAGAGGAAAAAAAAAUAUUUCAGAUCUGUUUCUACUUCUGGAAAGGAGCCUUUGUGCACAAUUACUCAUCCAAGAGAUUCAGCAGGUAUAACUGCUUCCCCCAGGGGCUCCAUUAUAUAAUUGGAUUUCAGCCAUACAAAUUAAAUCCUAUCUUACCCCUUAGUUAAGCCAGGCAGUAAGUAUUUAAUGCUAAUAUCCCUGACAACUAUUGCAGGGAGAAGCAGAGAUGAAGCACAGAGGAGACAGAUGCAUGCUUCUCUGCUGGAGGAGCAGGGAGGAUGAGCAGGGAGUGCACUGACAGAAAGGCACCUGCUAUUUUUUAAAGCUGGCUAAACUUCCCCAGCGCGAGCCAUGGCGUCUGCUGGCGGAGUUGUCUGAGCUGGAACGUGGUUUUUCCUCCGUUUUCCGCCUGCCGAUGUUCCCAUGUGCGUACUGAGCGUUCAUCCCCCCAACACACACACACACACUUCAAAGAGCCGCAUGCCUAACCCUGUUUGAGUUUCUAUGGAAGUCUCUGUUCUUGUGCAACGUCUGAAAGAAGCAAGUUUAGUAACAUUAAAACUCAAGCCAAACACACAAACAAGCAAAGAAUUCCCAAAUUAAAAAGAAAAUCUUAACCGAGUUACUCAUUCAUCUGCAUUUUCUAUUGCGCUCUGUCUUCUCCGGGCAUGUUUCUUUUAGACAAAGCCCUCUGGGCAGAGACCAUCUCUUUUGGUGUCUGGUACAUCAGUCACAUAGUUAGUACAUAGUAAUAAAGGAAAAUAGAUUCAUGGUAGGAGUUAAACCAGUCAGUCUGGUACCGUAAUUGGAACAUAAUCUCAUAUUGACAGUAUUUAACACAGGAUGCGCUGGGAACAGAUGGCAGCACGCCAGGCCUCAAUCGUUCAGCAAAUAUUGGAAAGAUAUUUUCCAAGUCCAGCUUCUCAACCUCAUCUCUGAUAUCGGAAGCUUCGCUUUCCCCAACGGGACUAGAUAUACUCACUAAUCCUGGAAAAAGCCCGGUGCACCGUGUGCUUCUGAGCUUGCAGGCAAUUUGGCUAGCAGAGUUUCUGCUGGUAACUAUCUUACGAAUGUUUAGAGAGAGAUUUGAAAAAGCACCGAGGGCAAAAGACAUCCAUUGGUACACACUUGCACGCCUUCCCCUUGCAGACAGAGACCAUCGUACCCAUGACACAAGGCACGAACCCACGUGCACUUCCUGAGCCAGGGAUACCCACCAGCAUGCCGGUCUGCCUUGCCUUUCAUCUCUCAGACCUUCAGUCUUACAAUUAACUCACCAGGGACACAAUAGCAGUACAGAGCUGUUCCCUUCCAUAAGCCUAAAACGCUGAGCAAAGGAAGGGGAAAGGAGAGGGAGCCCAGUUAUGGCCGAGACGCAUCCUGCAGUAUGGAGCACGACACUGUGAUUGCAGGAAUAAACUCAGCUUUCCAAGGGUACGGGAGAAGUAUACCUUGCUUUCUGUAUUUGCUACAGAAAGUUUAAAUUGAUUUUUCUCUAUUUCAGCAAUUAAUUUCCAUUAAUCAGGUUACUGUACAAUGCUUCACUAUAAUUCACAAGUUUUAUGUAUUAUAUGAAUAAAAUUGCACAUAUAUUUUUA